UCGAGCUACCGACUCAGUACCGACGAGCAUCCCUCACUCAGUCAGUUACCGAGCGGAUGUUACAAGUUAAGCAUCUGCCAGGAAUAAAGUAUAUUUUUUCCCUUCUUCACUGAAACAUGGCCAGUUUACUUCUCCGUAUUUGUGCUGUGCCAUUUGGCUAUACCAGUGACCUGAUUGACAGUGACCUGGUUUACGGUGACGAGUGUGUUACUACUGCAGAAAUGAACUGGCGAAACCUCCACAGCUCCAGAGGACUGGCACCUCUACCUGACGUGGUACUCAGCAACGCACCAACACCUUCACCACUACGACGAGCACACUCCUACCUGUCCUUCUUCCCAGACAAGAACUCCACCACUCCUGCCCUCCCGCCCACGACCUCCGCCCUCAACACACACCCAGCCACCACCACCACCACCACCACCCCUUCAGAGGCCCUGGGUAUCGUCAGUAGCAUCCCCACCCGUGCUGUAUCCACCGGGAGAUUAGACGAUAAAGAAAGGGACGCCGUCAAGAAAGGGCUGGAACACAUACGGGAAAUAAGACGCCGAUUGCAGAAUGAACACCCACAACCUGACCCCUACCAUGCCUUACCCCAACUCUCCUGGUUCUUUCCACGCCCUCCUCCCCACCAUCCCCCCAACCACCCUCCCCAAUGUCAGGGAGAGGAAGAGAGAGCCCAAGGACUUGAUGGAGAGGAGGAACACCCACAGGCAGGUGAAGAAGGGGCAAGUGGUGUGUGGAGACGAGCAGGGAGAGAUUUACGCCGAGUUGCUGAUAACUUUCAAUCCAACAGUGCCAAGGUAGGUAACAAAUAAGAAGAGUCACCUCACCUUACUCAACUCGGCUCUAGUCCCAGAAGUGUUUACCACCUGUAUCUCAGUACCUCUCCUGUGUUUUGUGUGGUGGCGACUUCUGAAUAAACUCCGUUGAUCGUCUACCAUAGCAGGCUAAUGGAGUCUCUGUUUGUUACCCUGUGUUUGUCUUGCGGGAGCGGUGUUGGAGGUGUUACAGGGAGGGAAUGAGGAGUGGUGUGCCCCGUUUGAUGUGGUGUUCAUUUGGAGGGUUCACUUUUGGAGGUCGUGGUAUUUGGAGGUUUAUUAUGUUUGGGAGGUUUUGUGCCGCCUCCAACCUCCUCCUCUAACUGUUGUCAUUGAUGCUGUUUUUGCUCCUUGAUGAUUGUAGGGGAAACUAUUUUUUUUUUUUUUUUGGCCAAGUAUUGUAUGAUUUUGUGCCAGCCAUGUUACUGUAAGGGGUUAUGUGUGUGUGUGUGUGUGUGUGUGUGUGUGUGUGUGUGUGUGGAUGCGUCAUGGCAGUCGAAAUAAUUGACCCGCAGCAAAAUGUUCCGAGUCCAGUUAUGUGGGCCAAUUAGAGUGAAGAGGGUGAUGAUUAUACUCACUAUAGUCUCACCUUUAAGUUCUUCAGCACACAACACACACACACACACACUGGCCAUGUGUCUUAAAGCACUUGGAAGCUCAAGAAGAAGAAGAAGAAGAACAAAAAUCAACUCUGUGUAGUUUAUCAUGAAUUCAUAUGUAAUUAAGAAUUGUUUUAUAUGUCCUCUUGGGUGACUUAAAUUUGGUAACACAACAUGAGGAGAGUAAAGUUUAUAGACUCAUUUAAACAUCACUUCCCAAUGUCUUUCAUUAUGGAAUAACUUUUGCAGUCAUGAAUGAUAUACCAUUUUCAUGUAAAGUAUAUAUGUAAGAGGUUUAGAUAGGGUAAGGUAGGAGUCACAGUCCCUUUUAUACUUGACAGUCACGAGGAGAGAGUUUAUGGAAAGGUAAUGUUAGUUUCUUUGUAUUGAGGGCUGCCGUGUGUGUGUGUGUGUGUGUACUACAGGCGGCAGUUACUUGUGAAAGAGUGGAGUGGAGUCAUUGUUAUGGUUGACUGGUUGGGCUUUAUGACAUUGUAAACGAUGGAUCUCACUUGUCGCUAGUAUUGUACACUGAGCGCUGGACUACCAUGUCUUUCAGGAGAGGAUUGCAUCUCUCCCUUAUCAUUUAAGGUCUUUCACAGGAGGGUGGAUAUCUACCUCCUGCCUAUUUUAAGGUCUUUCAGGGGGAGUUGUCUGUUUGCUUAUACCCUAUUUUGGUCUUUCAAUAGGGGAAGAAAAAGAUGAAUCCUUCCUCCCCUAAAAAUAUCCCUAUAAAGUUUAGGGUCUUUCACAGCAGGCAGUCAUCUCUCCCACCCCCCCUAAGGUUAAGGCUCUUGAGGUGAGGCAAUGAUAUCUUCCUCACCAAAUGUUCGCUUAAAUUCUGUCAUGGGAAACGCCUUCUCCCGGUACUAUAGCUUGUUCAGUUCCACCACCAAAGGCAAAAAUAUUAAACCCUCAGAAAUACAACAUAUCUAAAUGCUAUCUCGAUCAUUAUAUUGUAUUGAUAAUCUAGAAUACAAUGCUACAAAAAUACACCGAAAGACAAAAUUUAACUAACGCAUUGCAUAAAUUUAAUACAUAUGUUUUUUCCUGUUAAAUUUACAACUGUGUAAUUCUGAUUAGUGGUAGAAAAUUUCCCUAGGAUUUAUCAUAUCGCAUUUUGCCUUUGGUGUGUGUGUGUGUGUGUGUGUGUGUGUGUGUGUGUGUGUGUGUGUGUUUGUGUGUGUGUGUGUGUACAUGACAUAGAUUAUUGUGGUACUGCAAGUCGUAUAAUUAAUAGGUAAUAUUCUCUCGCUCUCUUGGAUACGGUAAAGCAACCAUAACACAAACAGAAUAUACUCAUAAAAAAAACACCAAAUUAACAAACUUUUAAAUUACAUUGUGAAGACGUAAAAAAUAAAUAAAAUUAUCCAUGGAAUUAAAUAAACCAGUACGUCAUUAUCCAUGGAAUUAAACAAACCAGUACGUCAUUAUCCAUGGAAUUAAACAAACCAGUACAUCAUUUUCUAAUUAUUUAUAAGUAUGUUCUGAGUGGUUAUAGAAUGCUAGAUCAGUGUCCAAGACCAUCAAAGCUAUAACUCGUGAUACAUUGGCAUUAACCGCAAGUGACAGUAUCCUUAGUCGACACGUCACUUAACCCAUGUUGUGGAUAUUGCUUGGUAAAUGUGAACUUAACUUGCCCAUUGUGUUCUGCAGUUAGGUUCAUAGUUACUUGUGCUUUAAAGAACUGGUGAAUCUCUGGUAAAAACCUCACGAAAAAAUAAAUAAAACACUUUAUGAAAUGUAUUGAUUAAUGUAGUGAUGUAGUUACGGAAAUUAUUGAUGAGAAAUUAUAUUUAUUUUGAUAACUGAGGUUACUCUAUGUUUCAUCAGUGUUGCCAGAAUAUGUUGACUGCUAUAUUGUGAUUUUUUUUUAUACCUUUUGGAUAUCCGUAUGUGUUCAACCCUUAUGCUCCUUUUUGGUGGAGCAUUUAGAGUAGAUAAAGAAGAUAAUAUGCAAAUUCAACUCUACAUUUUGAUUAAUUUAACCAAAUCAACAGACAGACAAUCAAGAAUUAUAUGUCAACAUAUGUAGAGCAACAAUACGGCUCCUGUCAGCGCUUAUGAUAAAUAAUGUUAAAAAAAAAAGAUCUCUAUUUUUUCCCGUGCAAUAGAGUGUCAUGCAACUAAACACUGAAUUCUCACCCUAAAAGACAUUUACCUUCUAAGUAUAUACGUUGGCCAGUAUAGUUAACUGUUUUUUUUAUAUUUAUUUCUAGUCACAGUUUUAUGAGAAAGUUGAAAAGCAAAUUGUAGAUAGAAUUUUUUUGGAGAUGUUUUGAUUAAUUUCUUUCAUUUUCGUGGUAAUUUUUUUCAUAAUUUUUUUUCAACUUCGGGAAUUUUUUUUUUAAUUUCUUUCAUUUUUGGUUCUUGUUUAUUAUGUUUGGUAUAAUUAUCACUGGUUGUAUUUCUCCUGUUUAUUUAUUUAUUUUUACCUGACUGAAUACGUUAAUUAAGUACAGGUAAUCAAGGUAAAUACUCCUUAAGUUUAUAUGUUAUCAUAUUUCCUGUAUUAUUAUGUAAUGUGUUUUAGGUGCUUUAACAACUAGCAUCAAUAAUUAGGAAUAUUUAAUUAUGUAGAUAUUAAUUAUGAAACAAUAUAUAUAUUUAUUUAAGUUAAGCUAUAAAAAAAUAAUUAGUGGAUUUUUUGAUUGAUUUUAUUUUUAUUUUCUCAUCAUUGCAGGAAAAUUAAAUUAGUAUCAUCAUCAUCAUCAUCAUCAUCAUUUUCCACAACACAAUUUUUUCCAUCUACAAAAUUCUUCUCAACCCAUCUCAGAGAACCUUGCCUAAUACUCGAUAUUAUCAACUAUAUUCAAAUUCAACAAUACCUUCUAUGCUUCAGUUCUUUUACUUAAUAGGAGUAUAUUAAAUUUUUUUUGUAUAUACACUGUGAGAUGAUAAUGUGUAAAUUCCUC
This is a messenger RNA of Homarus americanus (American lobster), 4335 nucleotides long. RefSeq lists its product as uncharacterized. Bases 117 to 818 code for a protein of 233 amino acids. The transcript is spliced from 3 exons. The record is from RefSeq and is a predicted model, not a curated record. Lineage: Eukaryota; Metazoa; Arthropoda; Malacostraca; Decapoda; Nephropidae.